Messenger RNA from Pyricularia grisea, 276 nucleotides. RefSeq lists its product as uncharacterized. Bases 35 to 145 code for a protein of 36 amino acids. The transcript has 2 exons. The record is from RefSeq and is a predicted model, not a curated record. Lineage: Eukaryota; Fungi; Ascomycota; Sordariomycetes; Magnaporthales; Pyriculariaceae.
UCUCAUUUGGGAGUUCGUCGAUCAGUUAAACGUUAUGCCGAAAAGACACUCAACCAACGGCAAAAACGGCAUGUCAAAUAGUAACGGCAGCGAAGCUUAUGGGCCCAUUCAAGAGUCAGACUCUGUGCGGUGUUUUUCUGCUUGACCGUAUAGCAUGAACUUCGACAUGUGAUCCCUGCCACGUAGCUGUCUACCACGACAUAGACAGCUCGAACAAGUUCUAGAACUUGAACUAGAGGCAGCUACUCAGCAAGCACCAUGUAUAACACCUGCAGG